ACUGUCAUGCGUGUAAUUUAUUUACCUCCUGCCAUGCAUACAAAAUUUCCAAUUUCAAUUUCGUCUACGCAGUUUUCGGAAAAUUUGUUCAUUAUUUCGUAAUUUCUUGUAAUCAAUAUCAAAUUGUGUUUAAAAAGAUAGUGCUAGUGGUGAGUUAAGAAACCAGUGUAUCACAAUGACUUUUACCGAUCGUGAAAAAACUAUUGCCACAACGGCAAUCGUUGCGGCCGUCGGAGCCGGAGCUCUGUUCCUGUUCUCCAACCGGCGGAAGUUGGUUCGUCGUUUUACCGAUCCGCUGUACAACCAGUCGGUCCGGAUCGUCACCAAUCCGGAAGAUUGCCAGAAGGUGAUUGGGCUACUGCGGGAUCACUGCCGAGAGUUUCGGGUACUUGGGUUCGACUGCGAGUGGGUUAAUGAGCAAGGCAAACGACAUCCGGUGGCAUUGCUCCAGUUGGCCACCCAUCGGGGCCUCUGCGCGCUGAUCAGGCUGUGCGAAAUGAAACGGAUCCCACCGGAAUUGGGGGAACUGCUGAACGAUCCGGCCAUCGUUAAGGUGGGUGUUGGUCCUCUUGAGGAUGCCAAGCUGCUGAGGCACGAUUACAACCUGAAGGUGGAAAGUACCCUGGAUUUGCGCCAUUUGGCGGAUCGGUGCGGAGUUCCGGGGCCGUACGGGAUGGCGAAGCUGGCCGAGAAGACCCUGGGGGUCAAGCUGGACAAACACUGGCGCAUCAGGGCAAGCAAUUGGGAGAAUGCCCAGCUGACGGAACGUCAGAUUCAGUACGCGGCCAGUGAUGCGCAUGUGGCGGUUGAACUGUUCCGGACGUUUGCCAAGAAAGCGGUUCCACGUUCGCUGUUUAGCAGCCAGAAGUCCUGGCUCACGAAAACUAUCAACGAGUUGGAAUGUUUCUUCGAUCAGCGCUUCCACGAUCGGUUCACCAGCAGCAGCGAUCCGAACCGGGGUAAAAAGAAGCUUCUCUCUGUUUCGAAGAGGGCCACUAUCGAAACCAAACGUGCGAUGGCGACCCGUGCCAAACCGUUGUACGACAACUGUCUGAUGCAGGCCCCGGACGGUGAGCUUCUGUGCACGUGCGAUCGCAAGAAGGCCGAAUGGUACGUCAUCAAGGAGCUGGCGGAAAUCGUGACCGACCAGCCGACCUACACCAUCCGGCUGAAGUUCGAACCGAAAGGUCGCGCCGUUGGUGACGUGGGCAAGUACUACCAGAUGGCCAAGGAGAACAAGUGCGUCGUGUGCGGCGCGAAGGAUUCCUACAUCCGCAAGAAUGUGGUACCGCGGGACUACCGGAGGCACUUUCCUUUGGUGAUGAAGGAGCACAUCUCGCAUGAUGUCCUACUACUUUGCGCACCCUGCCACCGCACCAGCAACAUGCACGACGAGAAUAUGCGCCUGAGCUUGUCCUCACGCUGUUCCGCUCCAUUCAGCACGCAGGACAAUCCGAAACAGAUUUGCGUGGAAGACAUGUCGGAUCUGAGAAAAGCCGCCCGCGCUCUGGUAUACUGUGCAGGUAAGAUUCCAGAGGAACGUCAGAAGGCCAUACGGAAAAAGAUACAAAAACUGUUGUCCCCGGGAACCGAACUGACCGCUGAGCUGUUGGAACACUACGCCAAUAUCAAUGUGGCCAUUCCGAAUGAAAAUUACUGCGCGCAUGGGGAGAAGGUGGUUGAUCAUUUUAAACAGACUCCCGGGGGGCUGAGCGAGUUGGAGAAGAUGUGGCGAGAGCACUUCCUGCAGACCAUGAAACCCAAGUAUCUUCCGGACUUGUGGUCCGUUGAGCACAACUACAAGAGAUUGGAAAUUCGUGCCGACGAAGGUCGCGUUAACGAUGAGGAUUUGAUCAUCGCUGGAGUGCCUUUGCCAUCACACAGAAAUUCAUCAGCGGAGAACACCAGCAGUGAAUCUACCAGCUCCAAAACCAAAAGCAAUGGUUACAGUGGCGAAACGUACAGUUAUAGCUAUAGCUACAGUCAGGAAUUCUCCAUAUCUUCGGUGUCCAAUAAUGGUAAUGACAGCACUACCAGAGACGCCCCGUCCUACCGGGACGAAGAAGUAGUUGAUACCGAAAAGACUGCUUUCUACUCCGAUCGCGAAGAAUCAGAAACGAUGUUCGGCUCAAUUGACGGAUCAUCCGCUGCCAGUUCAACCACUGUCGGUAAAACCUUCCAAACGGUCCAAACUGCCACACUCACCAAUGGUAACGAGAAUGAUCAACCAUCUACGUCUACGUCGAAUGGCGAGGACAACGACGAGGACGAAAGCGAAUUGACCACGGGCCAAGAGUUUGCUUCCAUCGAAACGCAUAGCUACGAUUCGGACGAUUCGGAUUCGACCCUCUCGCAACCGUCGAUGACGCUGCUCAACUCGACGGACGACUGGGAUGCCGAAGCCAACGAACCGAGCGUCAAUGGGAGCGUUCUGCUGGGGGCGCCCCCGUCUGAUGUCCGGCCAGGUAAGUUCGAUCAACGCAGGAUGUGAAAUGUUGGACGCAUAUAUAGAGUUUGACUUGAAUAAGAGUUAGCAGAGUUUUUUUUCAAGCAGUUGUUUUAAUCUAGUUAUAGUGAGAAAAGUAAGUUCUAAUCGAAUGCGUUUAUUACGGCUUCA
Aedes aegypti (yellow fever mosquito) is the source of this 2617-nucleotide messenger RNA. RefSeq names its product exonuclease 3'-5' domain-containing protein 2 (gene Exd2). Bases 176 to 2491 code for a protein of 771 amino acids. The record is from RefSeq and is a predicted model, not a curated record. Gene Ontology annotation, cellular component: cytoplasm; nucleus. Lineage: Eukaryota; Metazoa; Arthropoda; Insecta; Diptera; Culicidae. The transcript is spliced from 4 exons. Gene Ontology annotation, biological process: nucleobase-containing compound metabolic process. Gene Ontology annotation, molecular function: nucleic acid binding; 3'-5' exonuclease activity.